GCGUCUCCUGAGGGUGGGGCGUACGGCGUCCCGACCUCCUCCGCCCUCGCCCCCGUCCCCGUCCCCGGCGCCUUCCCAGGCGCGCCCUUCAUUCUCCCGUCGUGCGACGUCCCUCUCGGCCCUCCGGGCGCCUUCGGCCCUCCCACCGCCUUUGGCCCUCCGGGCGCCUUCGGCCCUCCCGGCAUGUUCGUCCCGCCGGGCGUCUUUGGCCCUCCCGGCCCCCCGAGCAAAGCGUUCUGGGCUGCAAUUGCCGGCUCUGCAAGUGCGGACGUGGUCUUCCUCCCGCCGCGGGCGGGCCGCUGCCAAGCUGGACAAACGCGCCGCGACAAGCCCAUCACGGCGUGCGUGCGUGGCCCGCGCCCGCGCCCGCGCGCCGCCCCGCCGCCGCCAAGCGCCAAGCGCGCUCCAGGUGGCGAUCGCGCACAGUAA
Messenger RNA from Gryllus bimaculatus (two-spotted cricket), 429 nucleotides. NCBI's taxonomy places the organism in Eukaryota, Metazoa, Arthropoda, Insecta, Orthoptera, Gryllidae. The record is from the annotation of a GenBank genome assembly.